AUGGGCACCAGCCUGGUUGCUUUUGCCGAUGACGCCGCCAUAGUGGUGGUAGCCAAGGAGCUAGCCAUGGUGGAGGCUCACGCAGGGUUGCAGCUGGUGGCCCACAAGACGGAGACGGUACUAGUCUCAAGUCGAAAAGCGGUGGAGAGAGCUAGCGUGAGGGUCGGUGGAACCACGAUACGGUCCCAGCGGGCAAUCCGGUACCUCGGCGAUCUUCUAGACACGCGCCUGUGCUUCAAGGAGCACCUGGAAUUUGUGCACAAGAAGGCCAGCGGAACCGCAGGAGCUUUAUCCAGGAUGCUGCUAAACACUAGAGGGCCGAAGCAGGCAACCCGGAAACUGCUCACGACGGUUGUGACGUCGCAGAUGCUGUAUGCAGCGGCAGUAAUCGCGUGCGCCUUCCGAAUCAAUUCGGAAGAUGCGGCGCUGGUCAUCGCCGGACAAGUCCCGUUGACGGAGCUCGUUCGGGAGAGGGCGGAGAUCUACGCAGCCGCGCAGGACAGGGAAGCAAGUUGCUAG
This is a messenger RNA of Drosophila kikkawai, 519 nucleotides long. The record is from RefSeq and is a predicted model, not a curated record. NCBI's taxonomy places the organism in Eukaryota, Metazoa, Arthropoda, Insecta, Diptera, Drosophilidae.